This is a messenger RNA of Pistacia vera, 4104 nucleotides long. Its product is annotated as squamous cell carcinoma antigen recognized by T-cells 3-like. Lineage: Eukaryota; Viridiplantae; Streptophyta; Magnoliopsida; Sapindales; Anacardiaceae. Gene Ontology annotation, biological process: RNA processing. The transcript is spliced from 20 exons. Gene Ontology annotation, molecular function: protein binding; RNA binding. The record is from RefSeq and is a predicted model, not a curated record.
AUGGCUAUGGCGGAGACCAACGAAAACCCAGAAGCAAUGGAGCUUAACUUUCUAGACUCGAGAGAGUCAAGUGACUCGAACUCAGACUUAGACUCAGAAGAUGAAGCACAACAAAAAUUUGAGCUUCAAAACAUCGUGUCCCAGCUUACCAAUGAGCCCUCCAACUAUGAAGUCCAUGUUCAAUACAUAAGGGUUUUGAGGAAGAUGGGUGAGAUUGAGAAGUUGAGACAAGAAAGAGACGCUAUGAAUGAGAUUUUUCCAUUGACUCCUGUUAUGUGGCCAGAGUGGGCUCGAGAUGAAGCUUCUAUUUCUACUAGGUAUGCAUUUCUGGGGAUUGAGAAGAUUUAUGAAAGAAGAGUUUCUGAUUAUCUGUCUGUCUCACUUUGGUAUGACUGCUUCAGAUUUAUGCAAGAAUAUGAUCCAUCUGUACGUGAAUUUUCACCUGAUGAUAUUGCAAAGGCAAGAAAUCUCUUUGAGCAUGCUAUAACUGUUGCUAGUUUGUAUGUUGCUAAAGGCAGUAAAAUAUGGGAAGCAUAUAGGGAAUUUGAGCAAGCCAUUCUCCAUAGCAUAGAUGAGAUCAGCAUACAGGAAAAAGAAAAACAAGUUCAGCAUAUCCGAAGUAUAUUUCACCGUCAGUUGUCUGUUCCCCUUGCUAACUUAAGGUCAAUCCUUCUUGCCUACAAGUCUUGGGAGGUGGAACUGGGGACUGCUCUAGAUAUUGAAUCAGGUGAUUUAGAUGGGAUUUCUUCUAUUGUUGCCUCAGCGUACCAAAAGGCAUUGGAGAUGUAUAAUGCUCGAGCCGAUUUUAAAGAACAGAUUGCAAGGUAGGAUAUAUCUGACUCCGAAAAAUUUCAACAUUUGCAAAUCUACUUGAAGUUUGAACAGUCUUCUAGAGAUCCAGCCCGUGUUCAACUUCUCUAUGAAUGUGCUAUUACUAAGUUUCCUGUAUCAAGUGAUCUCUGGCUUGGUUAUACUCGCUAUUUGGAUAAAACCUUGAAGGUAGGAAAUAUUGUGUGGGAUGUUCAUUCUGGGGCUAGGAAAAAUUGUCCUUGGGUUGAUGAUCUUUGGGUUCGAUCUUUGCUUGCUUUGGAACGUUGCCGUGCACCUGAGAAAGAGAUAUCUAUUGUCUUUGAGAAGUCCCUUUUAUGCACUUUUUCAACCAUUGAGGAAUAGCCAAACUUAUUCCUCACUCGGGUGGAUGGUUUAAGAUGAAGAAUCCUUUUGCCUGGAGCAGAAGAGGAUGCAUUGAAUUUUUCAUGGAUAAGGGAAACGUUUCAGGUUUGCAUUGAUAAGAAUACAGAUGGUUUGCUGCAUUUGUAUGCUUUUUAGGCUCAUUUGGAGCUAAAUUUGGGAAAAGAUCAAGCUGCAGCUCGGGACUUUUGGGAGAGCCUAGUUAAGAUCUGCGGGUCAAUGUUGGAAGCCUGGCAAGGUUAUAUAGCUAUGGAAAUUGAAUUGGGACAUUUAAAUGAAGCUAGGUCCAUCUACAGGAGAUGCUGCAUUAAAAGAUUUAGUGGGAUAGGUUCAGAGUAUUUAUUGAAUGUAUACAAUCCUUGCUAUUUUAACUCAAUGCGUAAAGAUGCUUGUCUUUGUUCCCUUUCUCAGGUUACACCCCGCCUGGAAGAGCUGCAAUUAUUUAGGUUACAACAGGAAGCCAAAUCUGUUCCUGAACUAAUAGAUCAGAAAGAGAAGUCACAUAAGAAAAGUGUUAAUGGAAAGAGAAAAACAUAUUCAAACAUGACUGACAAACAGUUACCAGCUAAGCGGUAGAAAAAUACUGCCCAAAACCCAAACAAAGUGUAUGGGAAAGAAAAGGGACAAGCACAGAACUUAGUUAAAGAAAACGAAGUAGAAGCAAAACCCAAGUUUGAAGAGCAUCCAAAUGACCAGCACAUCAAAGACUUCACCACUGGAAGAGCCAAAGUAUACACUAACGAGUGUACUGCAUUUUUAUCAAACCUUAACUUUAGGGGAAGUAGAGAUUCUCUCGCAACUUUUGAAGAUCUGAAAAAAUUCUUUAGCGAUGUUUGUGGGGUUGAAUCUCUAUAGGACAAGUUCACCGGAAAGUCAAGGGGCUUGGCAUAUGUGGAUUUUGCUGAUGAUGCACACCUUGCUGUAGCUGUAAGAAAGAAGAAACAACUGUUUCUUGGGAAGAAGAUAAGCAUUGCAAGAUCAAAUCCGAAGCAAAAGAGAAAGGAUUCUGCUAGUCAUGAGGCCUCUGGAGAACAUGCCAAUUCUACUAAUGCUUGUUCCAGUAACAGUUCAACACUGCCCUAUAUAAUUUUCCAGCAUAGCCUAUCUUUAAUAGCUUCUAAUCCCCAAGUAGUAACUGGUUCUCAGACUGUUCCUAGCAAUCCAGUAGUUGCUACUUACUCUUUAGCAGCAGGUACAACUUCUUCACACUUAUCUGAUUCAUCUUUACCUAGUACCUCUAAAAUUGCUGAUAGUUCUACUCAUAUUCCUUCUUUAAUUCCACAUAAGGUUACUACAGAAAAAUCUAGUUCUUCAUUAAAUACCACUCGAUCAAAAUCUUUCCCAUCUAACUCAAAAAGUCAUAAUCCAGUGUCUCAACUACUUGCUAUUUCUUCCUCUAAUAAUUUGCCAAAAUGUCAUAUUGAAGUUGACUUAGUUACUCCAAUACCAGCCUGUGAUCUUGCAUCUAGUUGUAAGUCCUAUAUAGAUUUACAGAUUGCUCAAUCUCAAUCCAUCCUAUCUUGUUCUUCUCCAUCUCUAUUACCUACUAGUCCAUCAUCAUGUGCUCCAACAAAUUAUCAACUUGAGGUUGACCUUACUGCUUCACAGUUCACUAAUGUUCAACUUCAACCUGUUAAUUCUCACCCUAUGAUUACAAGAGCUAAAGCUGCAACUGGUCAUGUUGAUUUAACCUGUGAGUCCUUGGAUCAUGCUGUUUGCCUUACAGCUAGUCAAUCCCUUAUAGAAUCAGAACCUGUGAUUGUUGCUGAAGCAUUAAAAACUGCAGUUUGGAAAGAGGCUAUGCAGAAGUACAAAGCCAGACUAGUGGCUAAGGGUUUUCAACAAAGUCUUGGUUUGGACUACUUUGAAACAUUUAGUCUAGUUAUAAAACCAUCCAUCAUCAGAACAGUUCUCACUCUAGCAAUAACCAAUGCAUGGGAUGUUCAACAGAUUCAUGCCAACAAUACGUUCCUUAAUGGCACUCUAAGUGAGCUAGUGUUUAUGCAGCAACCAAGUGGCUUUGAAUUAGCUGCUUAUCCCUCAUAUGUGUGUAAAUUAAACAAGGCUUUAUAUGGCCUUAAACAGGCCCUUAGGGCCUGGUUUGAUAAACUCAAGGCUACUCUCCAAGACAAAGGCUUUCAAAACUCAGUUUCAGAUUCAAGAUCACUCAAAUACUUUUUAGGCUUGGAAGCAAUCAGGACAACAGCUGGUAUACAUCUCAGGCAGUCCAAAUGUGCCUCAAACUUGCUUGUUAAAACCAGAAUGAUGGAUGCACACCCAUGCUCUACACCAAUGGUUGUUGUUAAUCAUCUUCGUCAGUUUUUACAAGCCCCAACUGAGUUACAAUGGCAAGCUUGCAAGAGAGUUCUGAGAUAUGUUAAAGGGACACUGCAUUAUCGGCUUCAAUUUAAACCAGCAAUUUCCUUGAAUAUUGAGUGUUAUGCGGAUGCGGAUUGGGGUAGUAAUGUUGAAGAUAGAAGAUCUACUAGUGGGUAUUGUGUCUACCUUGGACCUAAUCUAAUCCAGUGGAGCUCCAGGAAACAAAAAGUUGUUGCAUUAUCAUCCAUUGAAGCUGAAUACAGGGCUUUAGCACAAAUUGCUAUAAAGGUUGCAUGGCUUCAAAGUAUGUUCACUGAACUCAACCUUCACUUGCCCUCAAAACCUGUAAUUUGGUGUGACAAUACAAGUGCUGGAGCCUUAGCUUCAAGUCCGGUCUUCCAUGCCAGAACAAAGCAUAUAGAAAUAGAUGCUCACUACAUUAGGGAGCAAGUUCUUGCCAAGAAUCUGACCGUUCAAUAUGUACCAUCGAAAUUGCAGAUUGCAUAUAUAUUAACAAAGGCAUUGUCUGUUGUUCAAUUUUCUAAGGUGAGACUGAAACUAAAUGUGAUUGCAGUUCCCUGUGCUACAUACUGA